AUGUACAGACGUCUGUCAAGCCCGAAGAACUUGGUGUCGAUGUCAAAAACAUCCGACAGACCAAGGCAGGGGAAGUUCUCCUCGAAGAGCCUCAGAGGCUGCAUCCAAGCCUUCAUAGAGUUGGAUGAUGCGCCAGCUGCCAGAUUGGAGAAAGCGGGUAGAUUAAAGGUGGGAUGGGUGAGUUGCCAGGUGAAAGCAUUAACUGCGGAAACCCGGUGCUACCGCUGCCACGAGUUUGGACACAUAGCCCGAGACUGUGAAGGAGAAGACCGGAGCAAAAUUUGCUGGCGGUGCGACGAAGAAGGACAUAAGUCGUCAGUCUGCCAAAACCUGGCAGCACGGCUUUCGCCUUCGUCCUUCAAGAAGAAAGUCUAA
This is a messenger RNA of Belonocnema kinseyi, 375 nucleotides long. RefSeq names its product DNA-binding protein HEXBP-like. The record is from RefSeq and is a predicted model, not a curated record. Lineage: Eukaryota; Metazoa; Arthropoda; Insecta; Hymenoptera; Cynipidae. Gene Ontology annotation, molecular function: zinc ion binding; nucleic acid binding. The transcript is spliced from 2 exons. Bases 1 to 375 code for a protein of 124 amino acids.